Molecule: messenger RNA, 2248 nt
Organism: Spodoptera litura
Lineage: Eukaryota; Metazoa; Arthropoda; Insecta; Lepidoptera; Noctuidae
Product: mitochondrial dicarboxylate carrier-like
Source: RefSeq, a predicted model, not a curated record
CUUGUAUACAAAUAAAGAGGUCUUUUUGGACCAAAUUUUACAAAGUGUGUCUUGGAAUUGAAUGUCUAAAAUAAGUUCACACAAUGGGCGUCCAAAAAGAUUCAGCAGGACGGAAGGAAGUAAGAGUACCAAGAUGGUAUUUCGGAGGACUUUCGGCGGCUGGAGCUGCUUGUGUCACUCAUCCAUUCGAUCUGCUGAAAGUUCAAAUGCAAACUCAAAAGGGGAAAAUUUCCAUGUCUCAACUUAUUGGGACAGUUGUCAAAAAUGACGGUAUCCUAGGACUAUACAAUGGUAUAUCAGCCGCUUUGCUUAGACAAUUAACAUAUUCAACAGUUAGAUUUGGAAUAUAUGAAGUGUCUAAACAACAUUUCACACCCAAAGAUGGUAAGCCUAUUCCAUUUUACAUAUCUACACUUAUAGCUGGCGUGGGUGGAUUUGCUGGUGGUUUUAUGGGGAAUCCUGGAGAUUUAAUCAAUGUGCGAAUGCAAAAUGAUGUGAAACUUCCACCGGAGCAAAGAAGGAAUUACAAAAAUGCUAUACAUGGAUUAUGGAGAGUAAUUACAACUGAAGGCAUAACACGACUUUGGGCAGGCGCACUUAUGAAUUGUGGCCGAGCAGCUCUCAUGACAAUAGGACAAGUGGCAUUCUAUGACCAAAUCAAGUUACUACUUCUUUCCACUUCAUUUUUCCAAGAAAAUGUUGUGACUCAUGUCACGGCAAGUUUAUCAGCAGGAGCCAUAGCAACAACUAUAACCCAGCCUGUGGACGUCUUGAAAACGCGUGUAAUGAACGCUAAACCUGGGGAAUUCAAGGGUAUGUUGGAUGUUUUCACCAGUACUGCUAAGGAAGGACCACUUGCAUUCUUUAAAGGAUACUUUCCAGCAUUUGUUAGACUUGCACCUCACACUAUUUUAACAUUCAUAUUUUUAGAACAACUUAGAAUGAAUUAUGGUAUUAUCAAACAUACUUUUAUAUGAUUUUGUAGUGGUUUUAGAUGAUGUGGUGUUUUGGAGUAGAUUUUUAGAUGCAUUUAGUAUUUCAAUAUAAUUCGCACAUCUGAUCCUAUAAAAUGCUGAAACUUGUAUCAGAUUCUAAUGUACACUAUGUACUAAGCUGACUUGUGAAUCAGUAUGACCUGAUUAGUCAGGCCAUGAUUUGAUAAAUAAUUAUUGGUAAAAGUCAAUUUCCUAUACUUGGUUAAUCGUUUAGCUUCUUUAAAAGUAUAAUUAUUUAUUCUUAUUAAUAAUUUAAUGUAACUGGUCUAAAACAAAGACAUUUUAAUUUCUAUAUUGACUACUUUAAUGGAAGAUGGUCGACGCUUAAGUUCCUAGGGGCGUAAAAUAAAGUUCAACACACAAUUGUCUGUAAACUGGUAUAUUGGUGAUCUAAAAGCAUAAACAAUGUGCACAAUAUACAACAAAAACUUAAGAUUCGCGAUACACACACGAUGCGCUUGUGACACAGCAACGACGCGGAACUCGUUGUGACGUUACGCUCCUACGCAAGCGAACAGCUGUCAGUGGCGGGAAAGCGGGGGAAGAAUACUCGCUUUCAUAAUAAAAUUAUUAACAGCGUCUUCGUUUGUGCAAUCGAUAGCAUCAUAAACAUGAUAGAUAUCACGCGUAUUCCUUAUAUCACUUCAACGACGUCACGCUCAAGCGCAGUAUAUUUCUGCCGAAACCCGUCAGCAAGACCUACGGUACGUACGACCUUCCUAAAUAUCUCGCCAGCAUUUACAAGCAAAGCGUGCAGCAUAGGGCUCGCGAUAGAAUGUGUGACACCUGUUUCCAAUAUGGCCACACUCUUACGCUCAACAAAGUCAAUAUCUAUUAGCGGUUGCGAAUCAUCAUCGUUUACGCCUGCGAUAAGUAGGUACUAUAAAAAUCUACUGGAGAGCGCACUACUCCCAGCUAAUCACAUCCGUGCCAACGUAACUGAGAGUUACAUAUUAUUAUUACUAGAAGUACCUAUCAGGUUCUUCCUUCUUAUUACAACAGUUAUCAAAUGUAUGUCCGAAAAGUUUACAAAAUAAACAUUCCGAUCGCAUACGUUUUCGUACGUUGUUAAUAUUAUUUAUGUACGUUUGACGCGGAAGCCUGACGUAACACGGCCGCAUCGCGUAAACUUUAAUGACGAUUUCGAACCUACGAGUUCCGCAACGGUAUUUAAAACCGUAAGACGCUGGUGUGUCAGAACGGUCACGUUCAGUUUUGACAAUCUUCGGAUUAUGCUAUGUAAAAGAAAAAUA